CGCCACUUUUGCCCCCAACUCCUCCUUUCUAUACCCUUUAAGAAACCCGAACAAAAAAACGAAGAGGAGAAGAAGGGCACAGUGGCACACAAGAGAAUUUGAAUCAAAACAAGAAGGACGGAGGCCAAACGGGCCCCCAACUCUGCAUUUCCGGCUGAGCCAAGAAGGCACCACCUCAACACGGACUCAUCAUUGUUACCAAGAAAUUUUCAUCACCCCACAUUCCACUCCCACUGCACACCAUGCAGUUCUCCACUCUCUCUCUUUCUCUCUCUUUCAACUAUGAAAGACUCCUCCUAUUCACACCAACAGAUUUUUUUUCUUUCUGGGUUUAAUGAGCCUUUCUUAAGAACUGAAACUAUAUAAAUUGAAUCAUUGAUCAAAACAACACAAGGCAAAGCAUACGAUAAUCGUUUUGUCUCUCUAAUCUCUAUCUCAAGAAUCCAAUUCAUAUUCAAAUAUUUUCCUUUAAUUUUCGUUUUCCUUCUUUUAUAAGUUGUGGGUUAAAUUCAUCGCUCUGAUGACUCAAUGAAAUCGAAAUUUGGACGGUAAUGUGUUUCUGGUGACGUGUGGGUGUUGCUUUCUGGUUCUGCUUUUGAUUUGAUGGGGAACUGCUGGUUUAGAUGGAAACCAUCGAUUUACAGAGUAUCUUCUAAUGCAAAAUCAGAUUCCCCAAAAAACCAGAGCUUAUCUUCCAAAGAAAGGAAGGAAGAUAGUAAGCUGCCUUCAAAUCCUGAAGAAGUAGAGUACAUUCGUCGGGAUUCAGCCACAAAUCAUCUGAUUGCUUUUUCUUACAAUGAGCUAAAGAUAAUUACAGGUAAUUUCAGGCAGGAUUAUGUAUUGGGUGGAGGAGGUUUCGGAAGUGUUUAUAAAGGAAUCAUUACCGAGGAUAUACGGGAGGGAUUUCAGCCCCUUCAAGUUGCUGUCAAGGUUCAUGAUGGGGAUAACAGUUACCAGGGCCACAGAGAAUGGCUGGCAGAGGUUAUAUUUCUUGGACAGCUUUCUCAUCCAAAUUUGGUGAAACUUAUCGGAUACUGCUGUGAAGAUGACCAUAGAGUACUGAUUUAUGAGUAUAUGGCGCGGGGUAGUGUGGAAAACAAUCUCUUUUCAAGAGUAUUACUUCCUCUACCUUGGUCUAUCAGAAUGAAGAUUGCAUUCGGUGCUGCAAAAGGACUUGCAUUUCUGCAUGAAGCUGAGAAACCAGUUAUUUAUCGUGAUUUCAAGACGUCUAAUAUUUUGCUGGACCUGGACUACAAUGCCAAGUUAUCAGACUUCGGCCUUGCAAAAGAUGGACCUGUGGGUGAUAAAACUCAUGUGUCUACACGCAUUAUGGGGACAUAUGGAUAUGCAGCUCCAGAGUAUAUAAUGACAGGACACCUGACACCUAGAAGUGACGUCUACAGCUUUGGCAUUGUUCUUCUAGAGCUUCUCACUGGCAGAAAAUCCUUAGAAAAGUUCAGACCAGCUCGAGAGCAAAACUUAGCCGAAUGGGCCCUCCCAAUACUCAGCAAGAAGAAGAAAGUGCUCAACAUUGUAGACCCAAGAUUAGAAGGAGAUUAUCCAGACAAAGGUGUCCACAAGGCAGCCAUGCUUGCUUAUCACUGUCUGAACCGAAACCCAAAGGCAAGGCCAUUGAUGAGAGAUAUAGUGGAUUCUCUGGAGCCUCUCCAGGUUUCUGUUGAGGUACCUAGUGCUGCUUCUCCUUCAGGGAUUAGCAAUGGAUCCCCAGCUGUACAGCCUAAAUGAAAAUAAGUUUGCUUGGUAUAACUGACAUGUUUUCUAGUUGUCUUAAGCUUCUUCAGUUUGAACAGAGAAUUUUUUAAAAGUAAUAUGUAGCUUCUGCUGUGCUUAUGAGAUAGAGAGAUGGGGAUCUGUUUUUAGCACUUGUCAUUGCAUGAGAAAAAAGUGAUCAUAUUUACAUAUCCUUCUAACCUGAAAAUCACUCUAUAAAUUGUAUUUAGUGUGUACAAGCAUGACAUGAGAUCAUGUUCACAUC
Molecule: messenger RNA, 1996 nt
Organism: Macadamia integrifolia
Lineage: Eukaryota; Viridiplantae; Streptophyta; Magnoliopsida; Proteales; Proteaceae
Product: probable serine/threonine-protein kinase PBL16
Exons: 6
Coding region: 604-1746 (380 amino acids)
Biological process (GO): protein phosphorylation
Molecular function (GO): protein kinase activity; ATP binding
Source: RefSeq, a predicted model, not a curated record